Molecule: messenger RNA, 1239 nt
Organism: Cucurbita moschata (crookneck pumpkin)
Lineage: Eukaryota; Viridiplantae; Streptophyta; Magnoliopsida; Cucurbitales; Cucurbitaceae
Exons: 6
Coding region: 669-995 (108 amino acids)
Source: RefSeq, a predicted model, not a curated record
UGAAUCUGUUUCUUCUUUCUGUUGUUUUGAUUUCGAUUCCGAUUCUGUGUGUUUUUGUUCCUUGGAAGUGGGCGCUUGAAUGUUUAUUGGACCAAAUGUAUUUGAUAUUGUGUAGAAUCUGUUGCGCUGGUGGCUCUUUUUACGGGAUUUUGAUUUGUUCCCGACGUUAUUUUUCAUUUCGAGAUUAAAUUCGCUUUUCCAUUAGGUUCGAAUUCGAUGGUUAGGUUUGGUUAGGUCAUGUUAGGUGUGAGAGCAAAAGAAUCCUAGGUCGUAUAGUUGUAGUGUUUUCGGUUGAGGAGUUGGGAACUCUCGUCUCUCAUUUUUUCAUUUUAUUUUAUCUUGAUCCUCUAAACUGAUGGAGAAUGUUAAAUUUCUUCGAAGAACCAUCUAGCAUUUGAUUUCUUUACGGGAGAAAUGGUAUUAAAUUUCUGUUAAUUUACUUGAUUGGCUCAUCAGACGACACUCCGGGUCCUCAAAACGGACCUAUUGAUCUGAUUGGACCAUGACGAUAAUUGGAGCCUCAUUUGUUUUUUCUUGACAAAUAGACAGUAUUGAUUCAGUUCUAUGCAUUUUUAUGUCAUCGAGGUGGAUAGAGAAACACGGUCUUGUCUGCUUUAUGGAACAAGAAACAGGGAAGGAAUGAGUCUAUUAGUUCAGAGAAGCUGGAGAUGAGUAAAGAAAGUUCCCAUACGAAAGAGAAAACGACUAUUGGUCGUUCUUCAUCUAGUGAAGUGAGAAAGCCUGCAGAAAAAGAUCUAAGCUCCUCCACGUUUGUCAACCAGGCUGCAAUUCGUUGGCACGAGAGUAGAAAGAAGUGGGUUGAUACUAAACAAUCUCAACAACAACAAAGAAUGGAAAGGGAUUCGAUCAUAAGCUGGUCAACAGCAUAUGAAGAUUUGCUCUCCACUUACGAGCCCUUCAGUGAGCCAAUACCUCUCCCUGAGAUGGUAGAUUUCUUGGUUGAUAUAUGGCAUGAUGAGGGGCUUUUUGACUAGAUAACACAAUAAAUAUUUAAGCAGUAGACAAGUUUCGGACGAGGUACCGAGUUUCGGGACAGUACCAGUUCUUCCAUCUACUAAUUCUAUGAAGAUUAUGAUCUUACAUCGUUGUGAUCUUUGUUCAAACUAGCAGCUAAUUCAACAUUUGUUUUAUUGGCCUCUGUUUAUGGGGGUAACAUCUGAUAUUUUUGCACAAGUUCAGAGUCGUGGACACUUAUUUGGAGAAUUAUUUUUUAUGUUU